GGCUACAUUUCCUUCAUUUCCUCAUCGGCCAAAGUGAAGACAUGUACAUUAGUCAUUCGUGAAUAGUGUUCGCCCCGUUCUAGCUCUGCUAAUCGAAUUUCAACUUGAAAAGUUUGCUUCAGCUCUUAUUCGGAGGAAAUUGGAAAUGGACAGAGUUAACAUUCAGCUGGAUGAUGGGAAAAGGCUCAGAAACGAAAGAGAGAUGAAAGCUGAGUUGUCGGAUGGUUUGAGGAAAGCCCUCCUUGAGAAAUCAACCAAAAACCAACUAGGAAUUUCGGAGGUUGGGAAGCUGCGUGCCAUGACUGAGGAGAUUUUUGAGCUUAGAAUGUUGUAUGGGAAACUGCAAUUCAGUGUAGAUCAGAAGGACUUGCUUUUAGACCAGAUUAGUUCUGCCAAUGGGAAGCUUGAAUCUGAGUGUGAUGUGAGAUUUCGAAAAUUGGAGGGUGAAAACGGGGAUUUAGUCUUGUUAUUAGAUGAAGCAUUUGCAAGAAUUCAUGAUUUAGAGAAGAAGACUGCUUCAAGUUCUGAGGAAAUAUCUGGACUCAAAAGGCUCUUAUCAGUUAAACAAGAGAUGGACUCUGAAACGAAGAAUAAUGUAUCGGUGGAUCUGAAGGAGAGAGACGAACACGUACUCAAACUGGAGGAGGAAAACAGAGUUUUCCAAGAUCAGUUGAGAUGGAGAAACGAGCAGUUCUCACACCUUGAAGAAGCAUACAAAAAGCUUCAGGCUUUGUUCAACGAGCGUGAGUUGGAGUGGCAGAAGGAGAAAUCAUCACUUCUUCAUGAAAUCUCUGAAUUGCAAAGUACUUUGGAUGCCCGGGAUUUUGCCUCAAAGUCAUUGCUUGAAUUAGAAAGCACAGAAACACUGAAGCUCAUGUUGCAGAAGUCAGAGUCUGAGGUUGAAAAUCUGAAGUUAAAUUUGGAAACAAAUCAGCAAGCACACGAGCAGGAGAAGACAAGCCUUCUCGUCUCCAUGAAUGAGAAAGAUGCCAAAAUUGGUAGCUUGGAGCAACAGAUUUCCAUGUUAAAGUUGAUGAUUUUAGCAGAAUCGAAGGCUGCUGAAAAUAUCAAUCAAGAGAAGGAUAACUAUGUCAAGAAUCUUCAGAACGAGAUUGCACAGUUAAGGAACGAGUUGGCUGAAAGAGAAGUGACAAAUGACACUCUAAGACAGGAAAAUGAUGGGAUGAUAUCUUCUAUUGACGAAAAAGAAGAGAAAACGCAACAACUUCGGGUAUCUCUUGCAGGGAAGGAGUAUGUGCUUGAUGAAGCAUUUACGGAAUCAGAGGAUCAGAAAACCUCAGAGGCUGAAGAGAAAAACUGGGUGAUUGCCGACAUGGAGAAAGAAAUGAAUAGAUUGCACGAGAGCUCAGCGCAAGUAGUCCUACAGCCUGGAGAAACCAAGGGAUUGGAAGAGCACAGAGGUCAACUAGAGAAUGAAACGAGGUGCUUUGAAAAUCUCCUCGAGGAGCUCGUGUCCCACAAACAAGCUUUGCUUGAUGGUCGAACAAAAGAGGAAAAUAACAGGGAGAAUUUGCUUGCACAGCUUGAAAGCAUGUGUCAGCUAAUCGGAUCGUUGUGCACGGAAGAUGCAAAAUUGAUGAAAUCAUCUCCCCUUUACGAGGAAGACGGUGGAAGUGAUGAAUUCAUCAAUAGUUUGGUACUCUCUAGAAAAUCUGUUCAAGUGUGUUUGAGUGAAAGAGCUCCACUAGCAGAGCUAAAUGUGAGUUCUCUAUCUAUAUAGAAUGUUAAAUUAUACCUCUUUUGUAACACUUACUCAAUUUCUUUUGUAGAAUGUAAGACUCUCUCAUUGUGAAAAAGAUAAUGUUAUU
This is a messenger RNA of Salvia hispanica, 1829 nucleotides long. RefSeq lists its product as uncharacterized. The record is from RefSeq and is a predicted model, not a curated record. NCBI's taxonomy places the organism in Eukaryota, Viridiplantae, Streptophyta, Magnoliopsida, Lamiales, Lamiaceae.